GUUGGGAAGCCUCCCGUCUCGCUUACUUCCCAAUUCAGGAAUCAGGUGGGAAAAUUCGGGAGAGAUUUGGAUGGAAAUCUGAUCGGAUCUUGCUUUCUGGCUGCGGGAUUUUGUUGGGUUGCCUUUCUUUGUAUUUCUACACGCAUGGCUCCUCCUUCCCACCAACACACCUUCUCUCCUCGUCCAUCUCCUCCAUCUCAUCCUCCUCAUCCACCUCCUCCUCCUCCUCCUCCUCUUCAGAAUCAUGGCUCUUGUAGCUGCUGCACAAGAAACCCAAUUCCAUGUUCUAGCUGUUGAUGACAGCCUCAUUGAUAGAAAGCUAAUUGAGAAGCUUCUUAAGACCUCUUCCUAUCAAGUCACAGCAGUUGAUUCUGGAAGCAAGGCUCUGGAAUUCUUGGGUUUGCAGGAUGAUCAAAGGGACCCACCUGUUGUUUCACAUACCCAGGAAAUGGAAGUUAAUUUGAUAAUUACAGACUACUGGAUGCCUGGAAUGACUGGCUAUGAUCUUCUCAAGAAAAUCAAGGAAUCAUCAUCUCUGAAAGACAUACCUGUUGUGAUCAUGUCAUCUGAGAACGUACCUUCUAGGAUCAGCCGAUGCUUGGAAGAAGGGGCAGAGGAAUUCUUUCUGAAACCAGUACAAUUAUCAGACAUGAAAAGGCUCCAACCCCAUCUAGCAAAGGGAAAGUCCAAAGAACAACAGCAGCAGCAACAACAAAAACUAGAAUCCAACAACAAAAGAAAGGCCAUUGAUGAAGGCAUUCCUACCAAGGGUAGAAGUCAGAGAUGUAGAAGGCAAAGCUGUAGUGGAUUAUAAUUGAUCUGUUGUAUUUUGUCAAGAAGGUAAAAUCACUAGUAAGAGAAUGAUGUAGGUGUUCUUUGUAGUGGAGGAUUUAUGUAUACAUGUAUACCAUUCAUUACAAUUUUGUUUUGCUGGAAAAGAAAAGAAAAGGAGAGCAUUUUAGAAAUGUGAUUAUGGAGCUGAGGGAGUUGAAAGCUUUGUUGCA
Molecule: messenger RNA, 1004 nt
Organism: Magnolia sinica
Lineage: Eukaryota; Viridiplantae; Streptophyta; Magnoliopsida; Magnoliales; Magnoliaceae
Product: two-component response regulator ORR9-like
Exons: 5
Coding region: 245-814 (189 amino acids)
Biological process (GO): cytokinin-activated signaling pathway; phosphorelay signal transduction system
Source: RefSeq, a predicted model, not a curated record